Messenger RNA from Pteronotus mesoamericanus, 1332 nucleotides. It is a transcript of the gene TBX19, whose product is annotated as T-box transcription factor 19. Bases 1 to 1332 code for a protein of 443 amino acids. Gene Ontology annotation, cellular component: nucleus. Gene Ontology annotation, biological process: regulation of transcription by RNA polymerase II; mesoderm formation; cell fate specification. Lineage: Eukaryota; Metazoa; Chordata; Mammalia; Chiroptera; Mormoopidae. The record is from RefSeq and is a predicted model, not a curated record. The transcript has 8 exons. Gene Ontology annotation, molecular function: RNA polymerase II cis-regulatory region sequence-specific DNA binding; DNA-binding transcription factor activity, RNA polymerase II-specific.
AUGAGUGAGCUGGGCCCGCCGAAGGCCGGCGACGGCUCCGUCUCCCGCCUGCUCACCGUGGUGGAGAGCGAGCUGCAGGCCGGCAGGGAGAAAGGCGACCCCACGGAGAAGCAGCUUCAGAUCAUCCUGGAGGACGCCCCUCUCUGGCAGAGGUUCAAGGAGUUCACCAAUGAGAUGAUCGUGACCAAGAACGGCAGACGGAUGUUCCCUGUCCUAAAGAUUAGCGUCACGGGGCUGGACCCCAACGCCAUGUACUCCCUCCUGCUGGACUUCGUCCCGACGGACAGUCACCGCUGGAAGUAUGUCAACGGGGAGUGGGUGCCCGCGGGCAAGCCAGAGGCCUCCAGCCACAGCUGCGUCUACAUCCACCCGGACUCCCCCAACUUCGGGGCCCACUGGAUGAAGGCGCCCAUCUCCUUCAGCAAAGUCAAGCUCACCAACAAGCUCAGCGGUGGCGGGCAGAUAAUGCUGAAUUCUCUGCACAAAUACGAGCCCCAGGUUCACAUCGUACGCGUGGGGGGCGCCCACCGCAUGGUCAUGAACCGCUCCUUCCCUGAGACCCAGUUCAUAGCCGUGACAGCCUAUCAGAACGAGGAGAUAACAGCUCUCAAAAUCAAGUACAACCCCUUUGCCAAAGCCUUCCUGGAUGCCAAGGAAAGGAACCACCUAAAAGACGUUCCGGAAGCGAUCUCCGAGAGCCAGCACGUGGCCUGCUCCCACUUGGGAGGCUGGAUCUUCUCCAGUCCGGACGGCGGGUGCCCAGCAGGAAAUGCCAGUCACCAGUGCGCAACGCCCCUGCCUCUGCCUACGCCCCACACCCACCACGGCUGUGAGCGCUGCCCCGGCCUCCGCGGACACCGGCAGGCCCCCUACCCGCCCGCCUACGUGCACAGGGGCCACGCGCCCUCAGUGAAUUUGAUAGAGAGCCCCGGCAACAAUCUGCAAGUUUUCUCCGGAGCCGACAGCUGGACGUCCAUACCCUCUGCCCCCCACGCCAGCAUCCUGUCUGUGCCUCACUCCAGCGGCGCCAUCAACCCAGGGCCCGGCCCCUACCCGUGCCUGUGGACCAUCAGCAACAGCGGCGGGGGCCCUGCCGGCUCGGGCCCGGAGGUGCAUGCCGGGUCCCCGGGAGCCUUUCUCCUGGGUAACCCCACUGUGACCGCGCCACUGUCCACCCAGGCGCCCGCUGCGGCGGGCAUGGAGGUUCUGGGGGAGCCCUCGCUGACCAGCAUCGCCGUGUCCACCUGGACGGCGGUGGCCUCGCAUCCAUUCUCGGGCUGGGGGAGUGCGGGUGGGGGUGGGCGCCACUCUCCCUCCUCACUGGAUAGUUAG